GCACCCUGGAGCGCAGAGUGUGGAGCGCGCGGCGCGCGGGGCUGUCCACACACACACUCGACCCGGCACCCGGGCCAGCGCUAUCCUAGCCGGACAGUAAGGCCAUUUGCCUACCAUGAGACACGAGGCGCCCAUGCAGAUGGCCUCUACCCAAGAUGCCAGAUAUAGCCAGAAAGACUCCUCUGAUCAGAAUUUCGACUACAUGUUCAAAUUGCUCAUCAUUGGCAAUAGCAGUGUGGGGAAAACAUCUUUUCUGUUCCGUUAUGCGGAUGACUCCUUCACAUCUGCGUUUGUCAGCACGGUUGGAAUCGAUUUCAAAGUAAAAACUGUAUUCAAAAAUGAGAAGAGAAUCAAACUUCAGAUCUGGGAUACAGCAGGCCAAGAAAGAUACAGGACUAUCACCACAGCCUAUUAUCGUGGGGCCAUGGGCUUUAUUUUAAUGUAUGACAUCACAAAUGAAGAAUCCUUCAAUGCGGUCCAAGAUUGGUCAACUCAAAUCAAAACAUACUCUUGGGAUAAUGCCCAGGUUAUUCUGGCUGGCAACAAGUGUGACAUGGAAGAUGAGCGGGUCAUCUCAACCGAGAGAGGCCAACGUCUAGGAGAACAGCUUGGAGAAACAAAAGUCAGAGCCCUUCCAUCAUUUUGGGACGCCAUCAUGAACUCAUGCAUUCAUCUUCACACUCCCUUGCUAACCCCACCAUUAGUGGCCUGGAACUUCACUGAGAUGCAAAAUCAAGAAAUUAGGUUUAAGGUAAGUCAGCCACCUUACAUGUCUCUUUGACAUUUCAAUUUUUAAGGUGGAGUCUCAUUUUAACACUGCACUUUACCUUUCUGUUUUAUUAUCAGAGUAAGCCAUGACAUCUUUAGGAAGAAAAAUGAGUUAAAACUUACUGAAAAUGAGGGAGGGCAGUGGAUUCUAGAAGGUCAUGGCCAUCUGCAUGUCAUACAUGAAGCUUUUAGUUCUUUCUAAAGCACUUGAUCAGAAAUUAAUAUAUGAGGAUGUGCCAACCACAUUUAAUGUUGCUGGGAUAUUUGGGCAGUGUGUGGUCCAGACUGAACUAUGAUAGACUGAAACUUGUACUAAGUUCUCAAAACCCACAGAAGAAGUCAGGCGGCAGUGGGUAAGAUAUGUUAGUGAUGACUUUGUGCCAAAAUUUCUUAAAAGAAAAGGGAAUCAUGUAGCUAACAUGAGAAGGAUAAUUUAAGAAUAUGAUUGAAAGUUUAGUUAGUUGCUGCAUAGUUACUGAACACCAUGUGCUCAGUGUUGUGGGAACCAAACAUGGAAGAGGUAAGGUUCCUGCUCUUAAAGAGAGUGAGGGAAAGAUGCCCUAUAUAAUCUAAAUACUAAGUUAUGUGGGGAUAUAGGAGCACAGAGAAAGGGUGACCUGUUCUGUUGAAAGUCAGACAUGAUUGCAGAAAAUAAAUCCUCCGUAGCAAGAAGAUUGUGCUAAGCAAGUCAAAGGGAAAAGUCACAGGAUGUUCCUUGUGGACAGAAGAGUGUUAGAACUGGCAUCUUUAAAUUAUUACUUUUCCCAAAACAGCCAAACUGUUCUUCAACACCUGUCCAGUUACCCUCAUUUAGUUCCCCACACUUUGGUUUCCAUGAGGAAGAUGAGCUGCUGUAUCUGCAUAUUUCUCCCUGCAAAGCAGCCUCACACUAGGUCACAGAAUGCAAGCUGCAUUCAAGCCACAUUAGAGCAGUUGAUUUAGAAAUCUGCCAGCGCACUAAACCACAAGACAUUGUCUAAUCCCAUGUCGCCCAGGCAGAUGUAUACUCAGAUGUGUUCUGUAGCUCCGUAUUUCCCACAAAGGGUAUUGGGAAAUGAAUACACAGAUGAAGACUUUUCUCUGUACCACGGGCACUUUUAUCUCUCUCAGUGACUGCACUGUGGAACUCUUUUGAAAAUACUGAAAACAGCUUCUUGCUUUCAUAUAGUGAUUGUGACAUUUAGUUGAAAACUGCUGCAUAGCAAAUUUGUGACUCUUUAUGUGUCCACAGGAGCUCUUGUCUGGGUUUAAAACUAUGAAAUGUAUUCACAUUGUGAAGUUUUAAUUCUUUAUUGAAAUUAAUUGUGUAAAACAUGUUAUGUGCUCUAUUAGGUAUUCAGUUUGUAUGUGAAUUCUGUAUGGAAAGUGGUUUCUGUUCUUUGACUUUAUCUGGUUUUAUUUUUUGAAAAUUACAAUAAAUAUCUAAGAGGCUA
Ochotona princeps (American pika) is the source of this 2201-nucleotide messenger RNA. RefSeq names its product RAB3C, member RAS oncogene family (gene RAB3C). The coding region runs from base 116 to 781 and encodes 221 amino acids. The transcript is spliced from 5 exons. Gene Ontology annotation, molecular function: GTPase activity; GTP binding. Lineage: Eukaryota; Metazoa; Chordata; Mammalia; Lagomorpha; Ochotonidae. Gene Ontology annotation, cellular component: endosome; synaptic vesicle; plasma membrane. The record is from RefSeq and is a predicted model, not a curated record. Gene Ontology annotation, biological process: protein localization to plasma membrane; regulation of exocytosis; protein secretion.